AUGUCUUCAUAUGCCAUCACCGGAGCCUCCAAGGGCAUUGGCCGCGAGUUCGUGCGGCAACUCGCUGCCGAUACAACCAACACGGUCCUGGCUAUUGUGCGAAACCCCGAAUCGCCCGAAAUAUCUGAGCUUGCCUCCAAUCAUCCUAAUUUGCACGUCAUCAAAGGCGAUGUUACGGACCCAAAGUCGAUUCUUGAGGCUGCCUCGGCUGCAGCCGCCAUCACAGGUGGUAAACUAGACGUGCUUAUCCACAACUCCAAUGCCGUUGAUAUGGCCACCAUGUCCUUCAACCCAACUCAGAUCCCCUUUGAUGCUCAGGCCACUCGGGCAAUGUUCGACCUGCCAUUUAGUACGGGUAUCUACGGCGGCAUAUGGACGACAAACGCAUUCCUACCCUUGAUAGAGAAGGGCGUUCAGAAGAAGAUAGUGCACAUCUCCAGCGCCAUGGCGGAUUCGGGUCUUAUCAAUAAGGCUGGUGUGAGCUAUGCUGUCGCGUACUCUGUCGCAAAAGCCGGGAUGAAUGUUCAAGUCGCCAAGUACGCAGCAGAACUUGCGCCUAGAGGCAUCAAGGUGUUGGCUUUAAGCCCUGGAUGGGUUGAUACAUGGGAGGGAGAAAAGCCUUCCCAGGUAGUACAAGGGAUCGAGAUCAUGCUGAAGCAGUUCCAGGCAGCCGAGCCUGAACUCAAGGGGCAGAUUCAGCCCGAGGAGAGUGUUAGGAAGGGCCUCCAGGUGAUUGAGCGUCUGGAUUCCAAGACUAGCGGCUUACUCUUAAGCCAUAAUGGAGAUACGGCAAGGUGGUUCUGA
This is a messenger RNA of Penicillium expansum, 804 nucleotides long. Its product is annotated as SDR family oxidoreductase. The record is from RefSeq and is a predicted model, not a curated record. Gene Ontology annotation, molecular function: oxidoreductase activity, acting on the CH-OH group of donors, NAD or NADP as acceptor. Bases 1 to 804 code for a protein of 267 amino acids. The transcript is spliced from 2 exons. NCBI's taxonomy places the organism in Eukaryota, Fungi, Ascomycota, Eurotiomycetes, Eurotiales, Aspergillaceae.